AUAUUAAUAAUUUAGAAAAUUUUUUAAAUGUUACAUGUAAAAACUCUUUUUAAAUCACUGAUUAUUUUACAUAUUAGGACUUUUCAAAUCUCUGAUUUGCUUUAUAAAGUUUAGAAUUAAUUUUAUUAAAAGUCAAAAUAAAAAUUUCUACUAAUAUAAAUUGCAACUUCUUGUAUUAAGAAAAUAUAAGACGUUUAUCUUGAUCUACUGAUUUAAAUCGAAGAACAAAAGUAAGAAGAGGAAAAUUGUAUCAAUGAUCGAACUAUACUCAACGCUAACUCCCAAACAAUCACAUACGAAUUUGAUGGAAAAACAAUAAUUACUAAUUGAUACUCAAAGAGAAGUGACGUUUACGUCAAACGAUAACAAUUGGUAUAAAGCAGUUAAUAAACAAUGACGUCAAGACGUUAUUCUUGCUUUGCGGAUUGCGUUUUACGCUAUUAAGAUAAAUUUUGGAAAUUGAAUAAACAAAUAUUACGUCGAAUUAAAUUGUUAAACCGCACAAAACGUACUAUAAAAAUUGCAAUCAUGCUAGCGGAUAACUGGCAGAAUUAUACUUUGUCAACUUUGAAGUUUCUUAAUACGACGAUGAUGUCCGAUGCAAUACCAAAGAGACGCAUGACUUUCGGUCUUCAACUUGUAUUAACUUUUGUCUACAUAACCGGUGUCAUCGGCAACGUAUCUGCCUUGAUAAUUCUCUUUCAUCGAGAUAAGAGAAGAAAUCGUAAACACUUGCUGAUGCUGCGUUGUCUAGCAACCAACGAUCUUGUGGCACUGCUGGGCAUGUUUGUACAAAUGUAUGUAACUAUUUAUGCAGACACUGUGUCGUCCAUGAGGUCAUUUUGCUCUUUACGUGUUCUUUGGAGACUUUUUGGCCUCUUUAGCGGUUGCGUUGCCAUUGUCAUGGCAGCAGAAAGAUGGUUGGCCUUGACUAGACCCUUCGUUUAUCAAAAGCAGGUGACGUAUCUGGUAAUUGUGCGUUGUAUGUUGGCUCUUUGGUUGGUCGCGUUGACGAUGACCAGUCUUCCGAUUAUGGGCUUCGGAUUAUACUACAAAGACAAAAAGUGUGUUCGUCAUAGGGACGCUACAGAAUCGAGCGACAUCGCUUAUGCUUAUGUAUGGUUUGUUUUAGGUACACUCUUAUGUUUGUCCAUUGUCUGGUGUAAUUUGGCAGUCUUUAGAGCUUUGAGUAGACUAAGUAGACGCGCGGGUUCUCUCAGGCGAAUCUGCAAAGCCUCAUCGCGAGCAAAACCUUUGCUAACUUUAGCCGGACCUCCGAAUCAAGCGGAAGUUGCUACGACUGAGGAAAAAGCAUUUGCGAGACUUAUGGCUGUUUUAUCGAUAUCAUUUGUUAUCUGCUGGAUGCCACACAUGAUUUCUAUUCCGCUACGACAAUUCGAGAUGCGACUACCUCAAACGGCGAUCACUGAACGAAAAUUUAUUCGUAUCUACCACGCCAUAGCCGAUAUUCUUUUAUGCAUUCAUUUCACCUUGGAUCCGUAUAUUUAUGUACUUUUGCGAGUACCACGGCCGAGAUUCCGUUUGCUGAAACCACUCUGCAGAAUCUGCUGGCCGGUUCGAAGCCGUUCGGACUCGUUUACAGGAACAAUGGAUCAUCGAUGUAGCAGUGAUCUACCUACGCCGAUUACUGAGGCUCCAUCGACACCUGUCAGCGAAGUGCGUGAUUCGCAUCUCGCUACGGCUUCUCUCUGAGAAGAUCAUCCUGUGCGACCGGUUUGUGCGAAUAAUCUUCCUAAAGCGAUUGAAAAAUCACACGAUCAUGUAUGAAUGCUCGAGCAAUUUCAACAUCGGGAUUUACUUCUUUUUUGAUUAAUUAUUGAAAACAUCAUUCAUUUACGCAAGACAGAUUGAUUCUUUUGCACGAAAUUAAAAUUACUUAAAUAUACUUACAAAAGAGAGCGUUUUAGCUUGUAAAUAAAAUACUUGAAUCGAUUUAUUCUUAAAUGUGUAACUAUGUUUCUAGUCAGUAAUAAACGUGAAAAUCAAUGACAGAUUUAUUCAUUACUUGCGUAAUUAGAUAGUGUUAAUUGCGCAGGUAACCAAAGUAUAAUCAAUUAGAACGGAAUGAGAAAAAAUUCUCCAAACAUAAAUUCAAAAAAUAAAAUACUGAAAAGUACAUUUUAAAGAGAAAAAUGUAGUUUAAAAUAUAUAUAUCUAUAUAAAACACACAUACAGAUAUUUAUUCUUACAAAACUUUUUUAUAAUUUAGAAAUAUAAGAUAAAAGAUGCAAUUUUAAGUAUUUAUGAUGUAUCUGAAAUAAUUUCCCUGUAUUGAUAGCAAUAUAAAUGCUAUACGAAAUAAUUCUAUACAUAUACAUAUGUACGUUUAUUUCGUGACCUGAUUGCGACAUCAAUAUAUUUGUAAACGACUUUAUUUUAAACGAACAUCGUUAUUUGUACAUAAUAUUAUACAUAUAUAUGUUAAUAUCUUGUGUAUAUCGCACGAUAUCGCAUAGUAUUUACGCACGUUUAACAAUUUUGGAAUAAUAAAUGUUAUCCGAAAU
Molecule: messenger RNA, 2525 nt
Organism: Nylanderia fulva
Lineage: Eukaryota; Metazoa; Arthropoda; Insecta; Hymenoptera; Formicidae
Product: prostaglandin E2 receptor EP2 subtype
Biological process (GO): adenylate cyclase-activating G protein-coupled receptor signaling pathway; inflammatory response; positive regulation of cytosolic calcium ion concentration
Cellular component (GO): plasma membrane
Molecular function (GO): G protein-coupled receptor activity
Source: RefSeq, a predicted model, not a curated record